CGACCGUGUGUGUGUGUGUGUGUCUGCCAUCGCACUGACGACAUGUGGAAGGUCAAACCUCCAGCUGUUUUUCCUAUGGAGACGAGGUACCGGCCGAUUUUAGAGAGUUUGGUUCCCCCUGAUCCCAUGUCCCAGUUCCACCUGAAGAGGGGUUCCCCCGAGGAGGAGUUUCCUGACCUGUGUAGAAACUGCACCUGGAUGGGACGGAUCCUCACCCCGGCCAUGUACCGCCGACAGUUCAACCGCUGCACCCACAGCGGAGUCAUCUUCGACGACGUCAUCCGCCCGGGCCUGGAGGAUCCAGGUGAGUGGUCAGGUCCUGUGUCUGUGGGGUGUGUCGCGGGCGACGCCCAGUCCUACAUCCUGUUCUGUGACUUCUUCGAUCGAGUCAUCGAGGCGUAUCACGAACACAAGAUCACCAGCCAGACGCCAGAGAGCGACUUCAACCACGAUAACCUGAAGGGGGGUGAUGACUUGGACAGGUCGUAUGCUGAACACUGUGAGGUGAGCGUUGUUCGAGGCGUUGAAGACUUCUGCUUCCCGACACACUGCAGCCGGGGAGAGCGCAGACAGCUCCUCACACUGGCCAGGAGAGCUCUGCAGCAGCUGGAGGAGGAGGAGCUGCCGGGUCGACUCCUUUUAUUGGAGGAGCUGAACCAGGAGCAGCAGAGGGAGCUGAACCUGAACCCUCCGUCAUCCUCCCAGCUCCGGACUGGCGUGGCCCGCGACUGGCCUGAUGCCAGGGCUGUCUGGGUCAGUAAAGACGGCAGCCUUGUGGUCUGGGUCAACAUGGAAGACCACCUCAGACUGGUGUCUACACGAGACGAUGCCAACAUCGCAGAGGCGUUUAAACACAUCUGCAUCCACCUGCAGAAGCUGGAGGCGUACUACAGACGGCUCAGACACCCGUUCAUCUGGAAGCAGCAGCUGGGAUGGGUGACGAGCUCUCCGGCCGACGUGGGGACGGGUCUGAGGAUCAGCGUCCGCCUCAAACUGCAACACCUUCCCAAGCACAGACGCCUCCAGGACAUCCUGAGGAGACUGAGGAUCCGCAUGGACAAAACAGAAUCCUCUGUGCUGUAUCUUGUGAGCAACGCGGUGACCUUCGGCCCGAGCGAGGUGGCACUGACCCAGCUGGUGGUGGACGGGGUCAAGCUGCUCAUCGCCAUGGAGAAGAGGCUGGAGACCAACGGAGAUAUCGAUGAGCUUGUUCCUACACAGAAGUAGAUCUGGAUGAUGAUUGGCUGGAAUGAGAUGGCUGGUUGACCAAUAGGAUGGAAGUGUGUAACUGGAGUUACU
Toxotes jaculatrix (banded archerfish) is the source of this 1299-nucleotide messenger RNA. Its product is annotated as zgc:172076. The record is from RefSeq and is a predicted model, not a curated record. Gene Ontology annotation, molecular function: creatine kinase activity. Lineage: Eukaryota; Metazoa; Chordata; Actinopteri; Toxotidae. Gene Ontology annotation, biological process: phosphocreatine biosynthetic process. The coding region runs from base 43 to 1227 and encodes 394 amino acids. The transcript is spliced from 9 exons.